Drosophila serrata is the source of this 2426-nucleotide messenger RNA. RefSeq names its product tricarboxylate transporter protein I'm not dead yet (gene Indy). Gene Ontology annotation, biological process: citrate transport; succinate transport; transmembrane transport. The record is from RefSeq and is a predicted model, not a curated record. Gene Ontology annotation, cellular component: plasma membrane. NCBI's taxonomy places the organism in Eukaryota, Metazoa, Arthropoda, Insecta, Diptera, Drosophilidae. Gene Ontology annotation, molecular function: citrate transmembrane transporter activity; succinate transmembrane transporter activity.
CGCUGAGCAACAUAUUCAUAAAUAAAAGAAACGUUGUCUACAGAAAAAAAUAGACGUUUCAGUCGUCGGCGGGAAUUGAAAUUAUGAAAUAAUCGUUUCGCGGUUGUGCUAGAGACACCCAGCAAUUCUUCAGAUAUCCAAAAACUAUAUAGCAAAUAUAUAUUGAGACAUGGCUACCGAAACUACAAAGAUGAUCCUAAGGCCACCGCUGGACAUCAAAAUGGAAGUUGAAAUUGGUGAACCACCGCAACCGCCGGUAAAGUGUUCCAACUUCUUUGCCAAUCAUUGGAAAGGCCUGGUGGUCUUCCUAGUGCCCCUGCUAUGCCUGCCCGUCAUGCUCCUGAACAACACUCCCGAAUAUCGUUGCAUGUACCUGCUGUUGGUAAUGGCCGUGUUUUGGGUCACAGAAGCCUUGCCUCUAUAUGUGACCUCCAUGAUACCAAUUGUGGCAUUCCCUGUAAUGGGAAUAAUGAGCUCAAAUCAAACCUGCCAGCUGUACUUCAAGGACACCCUGGUCAUGUUCAUGGGUGGCAUUAUGGUGGCCCUUGCCGUGGAAUACUGUAAUCUGCACAAGCGUCUUGCCUUGCGUGUAAUCCAGAUCGUGGGCUGCAGUCCCCGAAGAUUACACUUUGGCCUGAUUAUGGUCACCAUGUUCCUUUCCAUGUGGAUCUCGAAUGCCGCCUGCACGGCCAUGAUGUGUCCCAUUAUCCAAGCUGUGCUCGAGGAGCUGCAGGCUCAGGGUGUGUGCAAGAUUAACCAUGAACCCGAGUACCAAAUUGUUGGCAACAACAAGAAGAACAAUGAGGAUGAGCCACCAUAUCCCACAAAGAUCACGCUUUGCUAUUAUUUGGGUAUCGCCUAUGCCUCGUCUUUGGGCGGCUGUGGAACCAUUAUUGGAACUGCCACCAAUUUAACUUUCAAGGGUAUCUACGAUGCUCGCUUUGCCAACUCCACCGAACAGAUGGAUUUCCCCACAUUCAUGUUCUACUCGGUGCCCUCGAUGCUGGUAUAUACAGUGCUGACCUUCCUGUUCCUGCAAUGGCACUUUAUGGGUCUGUGGCGUCCCAACAGCAAGGAGGCCCAAGAAGUGCAGCGUGGCAAGGAGGGUGCCCAUGUGGCUAAGAAGGUUAUCGAUCAGCGUUACAAGGAGCUGGGACCCAUGUCCAUUCACGAGAUCCAAGUGAUGAUCCUGUUCAUCUUUAUGGAUAUGUACUUUACCCGCAAGCCAGGCAUCUUUUUGGGCUGGGCCGAUUGGCUUAAUACAAGUGAGGAUAUUCGCAACUCAAUGCCCACCAUUUUCGUUGUCAUCAUGUGCUUCGUUCUGCCCGCCAACUAUGCUUUCCUGCGUUAUUGCUCCCGUCGCGGUGGCCUGCCCACGGGACCCACUCCCUCGCUUAUUACCUGGAAGUUCAUUCAGACGAAAGUGCCAUGGGGUCUGGUAUUCCUGCUCGGCGGUGGCUUCGCUCUGGCCGAAGGCAGCAAGGUGAGUGGUAUGGCCACGUUGAUUGGCAAUGCCUUGAUUGGCUUGAAAGUCCUGCCCAAUGCUGUCCUCCUGCUGGUGGUCAUUUUGGUGGCUGUUUUCCUAACGGCCUUCAGCUCCAAUGUGGCCAUUGCCAACAUUAUUGUGCCCGUGCUGGCGGAAAUGGCCCUGGCCAUUGAGAUUCAUCCACUGUACCUGAUCCUGCCCGCCGGCCUGGCCUGCAGCAUGGCCUUCCACUUGCCCGUGAGCACACCGCCCAACGCUUUGGUUGCCGGCUAUGCCAACAUUAGGACCAAGGAUAUGGCCAUUGCCGGUAUUGGACCGACUAUUAUUACAAUUGUCGUCCUGUUUGUGUUCUGUCAGACCUGGGGCCUGGUCGUGUAUCCCAACCUUAACUCGUUCCCCGAAUGGGCGCAAGUGUAUGCUCAUGAAGCUCUGAUGAAGGCGAAUCGGACGAUUUAGAGUAGUUAGGAAAUCCUUUAGGGUAAAAUCAAUCACAACAGACAGCAAUGGAAAUCAAUAUUGAAUAUGUUAGGGAACACUGUACAAGAUGAAGUGCCUUUUGUGUGGAACCAUGUUUUACUAUAUAAUAUGAAGAGAUGCAUUUGCGGAAAACAUUUUUAUAUACAACAUUAAUUAUUGUGUAGCGAAAUACUUUCAAAAAAAAUCGAGCAUAGCUAAGCAAUUAAACCACAAUUAAUGUUACUUAAGCGUUGCAUUUAGCAUAAUGAAUAUUAAUGAGAAAACACGGGGUAAAUAUCUUUCAAUUAUAUUUUUAAUAACUAGACUGAGAGAACGUACACAUAUUCGUGAAUGAAAAUUGAAAUAAACAACUUACUCAACUUAUUUGCGAUUGCGAAACGAGAGCACACACACAAAAUAGCCUUUAGUGUAAGCUUAAAUGAUACUGUGUACAUUUGCAAAUGAUUUAUGUUUUAUAUAGUUU